UGGCGGCAGCGGCGCCGCGCGCGUUUCAGCCACUCAAGACUCAAACUCGAGCCCAGGCGCCCCAGGCCCCAGCCGCCCCAGGCCCAGUCGGCAUCAUGCGUCGGCGACGUACGUCUCGAAUGCCUCGAUACGCGAUACGCGGUGAUCGCGCGUGAGCUAUUGUCCGGAUUGCCUGUGCUCGGAUGACCUGGUGGUAGACCUGGUGGCGAUCUUCCCCUCGCGCUCGUAUGGCCGUGGGAGAUCCUAUGCUGGGUAUGAUCAUUUUGUGGAAUGUAUACAUGACUAAAAUAACGUGAGAAAAAUGGUAAGCAACUUACCACAAGAAUUCAAGAGGUAUCAGCGGAACAGGAAUCAGCUAUGUCAUAUACUUGAGGAGACACAGCGUACACUAGAAGUCAUAAAACUCGAAAACUUUUUCCCUGGAGAGAAUAUUAUCGAGGAACUAUUACCUCCGCUGACCUUGGAUAGAAUAACACACAUCCUUGAUAAUUUCCCUGCAAUAGUCAUUUUUGGGCAGGACAACAAAGCCAAAGCCUCACUGGUUAAUAAUUUGCUCUGCGCUGAUAUUUUGCCACUAUCCAAUGACACAUGGAGAUGGAUCAAAAUUACUUAUGGUCAUACAAAUCAUGUCAGUCUUACAUUAGGUUUAGAAUACGAAGUAGUCGAGACGCUACAGGCAAACGAAAAGUCAUGGAGCACGCUCCCUCUCGAAGAUCUGGAAAAAUCGACAAACGAAGAUAUCAAUUGUCCUACAGUGCUGGAAGUGAAGUUAGAUCAAGCGAUACUGAAGGAAGGCGUUCAAAUAUUUGUUGUCCCUAACAGUGAUGUAGUAAAAAUUCUCGCUAAAGGCUUACUGAAAAUUUUACCUAUAUUUCUUUAUGCUCUCGGAGAGCACCCAUUGACCGAGGAAAAUUUGGAAGAAUUGAGAGAUUUGAAAGAUACUUAUCCAUAUAAUCCGAUUUUAUUCAUAUCAUCAUUACCUAACGUUCUGUUGGACGGCACAGAUGCAGAAUUGACUGAGUCUGAGCAGCAUAGUCUGCAAAAUCGUAUAGAAGUGCCGAACGUAUCCAAGGAGUCUAAGAGUGAUGAUAGUAUUAAUAUUGACAAAAUGAAUUCACUCGGUCUAACGUGGUUAGAUCAGUUGAGCAAUUUAGGGUUCCUAGGGAUGGAAGAGUCCGUAGAGGUUCAUCAAUUAACGUGGCUUGUCGGCGAGCGAUACGUUAAUAACUCGAGUGAUCUAGUGGAUUCAUGCAAAAAAACGGACCGCGUUCUUCACUUUACGCGUGCCUGCUUGCAAAGCUACCUGAUCAAUGCAAGCACUUAUUUGAAUGAGAUACACACGACCAGUUUACGUAAAUUUAUUUUAAGUGCGUUUGACAUGGCACGAAAGAUACAGAUCACUCCUAGAAGGAUACAGUACGCCCAACAGAAGGAAAAUGAACUUUAUGCUAGUCUAAUGAAGGUUGUUAAUGAGCAACAGGUGGAAUUAACUGAGUUAAUACAAUGUAUUAUUCAGGAGAUGAAGGACGAUAUAUUAGAUUCUACUGGUGAUAUUUUCCCAUAUCAGACCGUUUCUUUCGAUAACGGUGAACGAACAGAGUGGACAGUUACUGUUCGCGUCGCAACAUCGGAAGUUCAACGAUUCGUGCUAGGCCGUUUGGGCGAGAAAGUAGCAAAAGAACUCGUAAACUCGGUCAACUGUCUUCGAGAAACUUUUAUCGGGACUCUUCAACGUUGCUUAAUAAGUCUCGAAAAGACUUACGAACACGAUAGUAGCUUGUUGGCUAGCGAUGCCUUGAAGCAAAUACUCUCCGCGGCGUACAAUGUGGAAUUGCAUAAUUCGUCGCCAUCGUUGGUGCAUUCGUUCUUGGAAAGAUUGAGACAGCUCUUCAAGUCGUUACCGCUGCCAUGGACACCCACUCCGACUUUGAACGCGGCUUGGAGGCGGAAGGUUACUAUUGAUAUUCUCAAUUCCUUGUCGGCAGCGAGACUUGCAAAAACAAUUUCCACACAGUUUAGAGAUAAACUGAAAUCAUCACAUGACGCUUUUCAAACUGCCUUGAAGUCUCUGGAGAACUAUUAUUCAGGGAAGCUAGAAAGGACCGAGGAGCAAAGGAUAGCUAUACGAAAGUAUUAUGCGCCUAAGCUAGCUAAACUCGCGUUGGAAUCCACGUCGAUGAUGGAUGCGAUUCGCUUUGGCAUUCCUCAUUACACCAAGGAGAUUGGCAGAGGACAGUAUGGUGUGGUGUUUGCUUGCGAUGGUUGGGGCGGAGCACCGGGACCGUGCGCGGUAAAAUCCGUUGUUCCUCCGGACGAGAGGCAUUGGAACGAUCUUGCGAUGGAGGUUUACUAUACCAGGUCAAUACCAGAUCACAAAAGGAUAGUGAAACUUCGCGGAUCUGUUAUCGACCAAUCGUACGGCGGAGGAUUCGGAUUGGGCACUGCAGUUCUCUUAAUCACCGAUCGAUUAUGUCGUGAUUUAUAUUGUGGUAUACAUGCUGGUCUCUUGUGGCUGGAGCGUAUACAAAUAGCGAUAGACGUGCUAGAGGGAAUACGCUAUCUUCAUUCACAAGGCUUGGUUCAUCGUGAUAUCAAACUAAAGAAUGUCUUACUUGAUAUGGAAAACAGGGCUAAAUUAACCGAUCUCGGAUUUUGUAUUACCGAAGCUAUGAUGUCAGGCAGCAUCGUAGGAACGCCAAUCCACAUGGCACCAGAACUCCUAUCUGGCCAUUACGAUAGCAGUGUCGAUGUCUAUGCCUUUGGCAUCUUGUUUUGGUACAUAUGUGCUGGGAAGGUUCGAUUACCGUAUGCAUUUGAACAAUUUCAUAACAAGGAACAAUUAUGGACAAGCGUACGAAAAGGUCUUAGGCCUGAGAGACUGCCACAGUUUGAUGAAGAGUGUUGGACGUUAAUGGAACAAUGUUGGUCUGCAGAACCGUCCAAACGACCGUUGCUCGGUGCAAUUCAACCAGUGUUAGAAUCCAUUCAGGAAAAAGCAGAAAGAGGCAAGUCCUUGCAACUAGGUGCACUGAAACCACAAGAGAGCUCAUCAUCCGAACAAGCAAAUCCCGCAAUAGCAUUAGCAGAACCUAAUAAUCAAAGAGGUGCUGUAUUCAGUCCACUUCCUGCUAGACGCAAGGCAUUUAGAACUGUCAAUCCUGUUGUAGGACCUUUUCACAAGACCAAAUUUUUUCAAACGGGUAUCUACUCUAACAUGUUCGUUCAAAUGCGUGAAUUUUAAAAAUACCAAGGGACCGAAUAUAUUGUACUAUUACUCUGUUAAAAAUAGCUUAUUGAUAUAUUUAUUGCUUGGAAUGCGCUUGAUACACGGCUCAUCAUUCUCAUUUUCGCUAAUUUGAUUCUUAAUAGUAUUUUAUAGCACAGUAUUAAAGUGACGAACUUUAUAUCUGAGUUACUUCAUUUUUUACACAAUAUAACAAUUUUCUAUUUUUUAAAUAAAAUUAUAUUGUUGGUAUAUAAAAUAUGUGUACUAGAAUCAAAUCUAAAAUAACUGGGCCAAAGUCAUUCCAAAUAAAAUAUGUAAAAUGCAUAUAAUAAAUAUUAAACAUUUACACUUACGAUAUUUUAUAGUCUUGUUAUAGAAGUUUUUGCAGGUUUUAUAGUAUAUAAGCAUCUGAUAAUAAUGUUUUUAUUGUUAACUAACAAAAUAUGUUGAAACUUUUCUUUUUUAUAUUUAUUGCCACAAAAUAUAACAUUUUGAUUGUUGAAUUAUUUCUUAAUGUUCUUAAUUGUGAUGACUACAUGAUUUUGUUAAAUCGAAAAUAUGAAUGAACAACCACGAAUGUAUAUUGUUCAAAAAUAAAUAAAGUUUCUCACUUUUGUAUUUGCUGUUGACACACUCAUUUUGUUUCUUAUAAAACCUAUCGCACUUAUUUUUUUAUACAUAUCUACAGACAAUAUGCACAGUCGUUACUUCGCAAAUAGAAAUCUUUAUACUUAACUAUACAAAAUUUAUUUUAUAUUGCUUUCAGAUCAUACAUUCUUCACGACCAAGCCUGCAUGAAAAUCGAGAUAUUUGGCAUGCAGCAUGGAUAUUGAUAAUACAGUUGUUUCAAGGGAAUAUAAUGAAUUGUAUAAUAUUUUUAUUACUCGAUAAAGUAUGAAGAUAUAAAGUCUGUAUAUACUUAAAAAAAAAAUGGAGGAAAAGUAAUUUUAUAAGAUAAUUAUUAGUCACCCAAUCUUUCGAUUAAGUUUUAAUCAAAUAUUUAUAACAGUUGAUAUAUGUUUACAGAGAGAACAUUUGUUUAAAAAAUUCUUAUCAAUAUAAUUUAAUUGACCAUUAUUUAUACAUGUAUUGUUAAUAUAAUAGGAUCCAUGAGUUAAUUUUUACAUCAUAAACAAAAAAAUACACACAAAUCUAAUGUAGUUAUUAAAGUUGAUCAACUUUUUUGUUAAAAAUUAUUAAAGCUCUUUUAUUUAAUUAUUUAUUGUAUCAAAAAUUUAUAUUUUUAAAAUAUAUAUAAGAGGCAUGAGACCAAACUGAAAACAUAAAAAUGGAAAUUUUUUAAUGAAUAAAAUUAGAUUGCACACAAUCUUCAUACAAUUAUACACACACACACACGCACACAGACACACUUUCACAAAUACAACAUCAGAAAAUUGGAAUUAUUCAAUUUUUAUAAAAUAAAUUUUUAUGUAAAAUGUUUUUGUUUUUGCUUCAAAGCUGUAGUUUGAUUCACUCAAGCAUUCUAUAUAUGAUGAAAAUUAAUAAAUAGAAAAUCUGAAUAAUA
Molecule: messenger RNA, 4751 nt
Organism: Monomorium pharaonis (pharaoh ant)
Lineage: Eukaryota; Metazoa; Arthropoda; Insecta; Hymenoptera; Formicidae
Gene: Ripk5
Product: dual serine/threonine and tyrosine protein kinase
Exons: 4
Coding region: 302-3241 (979 amino acids)
Biological process (GO): protein phosphorylation
Molecular function (GO): ATP binding; protein kinase activity
Source: RefSeq, a predicted model, not a curated record